Cryptomeria japonica (Japanese cedar) is the source of this 879-nucleotide messenger RNA. RefSeq lists its product as uncharacterized. The transcript has 2 exons. The record is from RefSeq and is a predicted model, not a curated record. Bases 1 to 879 code for a protein of 292 amino acids. Lineage: Eukaryota; Viridiplantae; Streptophyta; Pinopsida; Cupressales; Cupressaceae.
AUGAAUGUUGAUACUCAAGAAGUGAACAUUGUUUUGGACAAGGACAACACAGAGGUACAUAUUGAUAUUGCUAGCAGUGGAAACAAUGUUGAGAAAUUGACAGAAAAUGUUGAGGUUAAAAUACAAACAGAGAAAACAGAGCAUAUAGAGAAACCUUUGGACAGUGGAAUGAAUAUUGGUAGUAUAGAUGCUAGCACUGAGAAACCUACAGAGAUAGAGACAGAGAUACUGACAACUGAUAACAUAGAGAAACCAAUAGAGAAACCGACAGAGGCACAGGUACAUACUGAGACAGUGAAACUGGUAAUCACUGAGAAACCCAAACCAUUAAUAGCUAAAAUGGAAACUCAGACUAAUCCACCGGAGGUUGAUACAAGCAAAUUGGUUACUAAUACUGGAAGCACUAAAAUAAUAAAGAAGGUUGAUAAGGGUAAAGCAAAAGUUGGUAGUGUCCCCAAUAUAAUGGUCAAGGAUAACCUUCCUCCACUGGCUCAAAUUGAUAGUCAACUGGAAGAGAAGGCAAAGGAAAUGACAAGAGAUGGCAUUAAUCUAGAGUCAACUAUUCUUUUUACCAUGAAUGUGGACACUCAGGACUUGAACAUUGUGUUGGAUAAGGAAACUACAGAGGUAAAGAGAGUUGAAGCUACAAAUAUUGAGAUCUCUACGUCAUCGAUAAAUAUUGUUGAUUCUCAGCAGAAUACUAAGGAAAUGAUUGAAGUUAAGAAACCAGAAACCAUCCCUAAUGAUACGCAACUUAAUACUGAAAUAAUGGCAGAAGCACAAGAAGAAGCAGUAGCAGAAAAGGGACAUGAACAAAGUGUAGCUGAACCGAUAGUUAGUAAGGUAGAUAGUAAAGAUGAAAACAAAGUUGAAAAAUAG